GGGCUGCUCCGGUUGCCCGACGUUUGGGAGAUUUUCGCGUCUACGCUCGUUGCCUCUUCGGCUGGAAAGAUGCCGGGUCUGGCCGCCGCCAGCCCCGCCCCGCCUGAGGCUCAGGAGAAGAAGCCGCUGAAGCCUUGCUGUGCCUGCCCGGAGACCAAAAAGGCGCGCGAUGCGUGCAUCAUUGAGAAAGGAGAAGAGCACUGUGGACAUCUCAUCGAGGCCCACAAGGAGUGCAUGAGAGCGCUAGGAUUUAAGAUAUGACACGGUGGCCUACUUGGUGAAUGAAUAAUCCCUGAGGAAUGAAGAUUAACUAUUUUGGAAGUUCUUUGAUGAACUUUACUAAGUGGAGAAAGUAUUUAUCAUUUAUUAAAAAACAAAAAGAAAGAAAA
Acomys russatus (golden spiny mouse) is the source of this 389-nucleotide messenger RNA. RefSeq names its product cytochrome c oxidase copper chaperone. Bases 70 to 261 code for a protein of 63 amino acids. The transcript is spliced from 3 exons. Gene Ontology annotation, molecular function: copper chaperone activity; copper ion binding. NCBI's taxonomy places the organism in Eukaryota, Metazoa, Chordata, Mammalia, Rodentia, Muridae. Gene Ontology annotation, cellular component: mitochondrial intermembrane space. Gene Ontology annotation, biological process: mitochondrial respiratory chain complex IV assembly. The record is from RefSeq and is a predicted model, not a curated record.